AUGAGCAACGCGCCCAGUUCCGCGGAAUUGAAUGUACCAGAUCAACAGGGCACCACUCUUUCUCAAUCUAUGAAACACCUAAGCCUCUCCUCGCCCCCAUCCUCACCAGAGCUCUCCCUUGCCCCGCAGAAACCGAUGUCAAAACGACUCGCCGUGACUGCGGGCCGGCGCCUACCCAACGCCUCUCAUCUCGUCUCCCCCCCUAAGGGCGGCUUUCUCUCCGCCAAUACCAAUCUGACCGUUCGACGACACAGCUCCUCCAUCGGAGGGACAAUAGAAUCCCAGGGACGUCCGCGGCGAUCACUCCCCAAUCCUGGCGUCCCUGGCAGCAGUGGCGGGGGUGGUAGCGGCAAUGGUAGUGGUGGUAGUGGCAGUGGUGUAAACUGGAAGCACCAAAAGCGCUGUAUUGGGGGUGACGAAGACUUGUCAGAGGGUUACAAGAGCAGGGAGGACAGUCCGGUGCAGUAUCUGUCGCGGGUGGGAGUACAUGAAGGCAACUCAAGCAGCGCGACCAACGUGAGCACGCUUUCGUGGGGUCAGCAGAGCGGCCGGCUUUCAACCGGUCAGCGGCAGCAGCUACGGCCGCACACUGCCACCUCGGCCACUUCUCCUGUUCACCUACAAGGGCACAACAGCCACAGCUCUCUGACGCCUACAUUGGUGUUCAGCCUAUCCUCAGAGGACAGUGCCUGUGGUGGUGCCGAUGGUGAUGCCAGUGGCAACGAGGCAAUGUGA
This is a messenger RNA of Echinococcus granulosus, 735 nucleotides long. RefSeq lists its product as hypothetical. The transcript has a single exon. The coding region runs from base 1 to 735 and encodes 244 amino acids. Lineage: Eukaryota; Metazoa; Platyhelminthes; Cestoda; Cyclophyllidea; Taeniidae. The record is from RefSeq and is a predicted model, not a curated record.